This is a messenger RNA of Budorcas taxicolor (takin), 1992 nucleotides long. RefSeq lists its product as uncharacterized. The transcript is spliced from 4 exons. Gene Ontology annotation, biological process: defense response to other organism. Bases 1 to 1992 code for a protein of 663 amino acids. NCBI's taxonomy places the organism in Eukaryota, Metazoa, Chordata, Mammalia, Artiodactyla, Bovidae. Gene Ontology annotation, molecular function: ADP binding. The record is from RefSeq and is a predicted model, not a curated record.
AUGUCCGUCUCAUCCGCAAUAUCUGCUUUGUUGAGCAGGCUCCGAGAAUCUUCUAUACAAGAAACUAUUGCAUUUCUGGGUAUAAACCAGCAAAUUGAGGAGCUUCAAUCAAAUCUACAGAAAUUACAGUCGUAUACUGUAGAUGCAGACCAGGGAAUAAAUAAGGACGAGCGGAUUCGAGGGUGGUUGGCGAAAAUAAGUGAUAUCUAUUAUGAAGCUGAAGACGUGCUCGACGAUUACGCCCUCAAAGUUGCAUCUAUGAGGAGGACAGGGGGUCUGAAAGACGUUGUCAAAAGAUAUUUCUGCAGUUUCCGUGAAAUGGAAGCCGGAAACAAAGUGGAGAUAGCAACUCUCAACAAAAGGAUCAAGGAACUCGUGGAUCUCUUACGACAGAACGACCGUGUCGUAAGUACUGACGCGGAAGGUGAAAAUUCAAACGAAGCACGCCGACCUCUGGAGCUGACUGGGGCCGCUAGUCUCAUCGAGAGAGGGAACAUUGUCGGCUUCGCAGAAGAUAUGGCGUCAAUUAAUGAAAAUAUGAAAACUAAAGAAGAGUACAGGGUAGUAAUUGCUAUAUGCGGGAUGGCGGGUUCGGGCAAGACCACGCUUGCUAAGCUAAUAUAUGAAAGCAGCGCAAUGGUUGAGCAUUUUGAUGUCCGUGCUUGGUGCACAGUCGGCCAGACGUACCAAUUACGAUUGGUUCUGCUACAGAUAUUGGGUGAGAGUAGAGAAUGCGAUGACAGAUUUGUGCAGCGUAAUGAUACGGAAUUACUCCAGUUGCUUCACCAAAGAUUGAUAGGUAGGAGAUACCUGGUUGUACUAGACGACGUUUGGUCAUUAGAUAUUUGGGUUAGCUUACGCCGUGCCCUCCCGGACGACAGGAACAAUAGCAAAGUACUAGUCACAACUCGUCACCGUGCUUUGCCACAUCAAAUGGUAGGAAAUUAUGUUCACGAAAUGAGACCUUUAAGCACAGAGGAAAGUCGACUUCUUUUUAUGAGGACAGCAUUCCCAAAUAGUGGUCCGGAUGAAUAUGUGGAUGGUGUAAUAUAUUGGACUCUUCUGAUUCUUGUUACAAUGCAGGACAUGAAAGAUAUUAAAGCAAAGGAAAGGAUGGGCACAGAUAUGGUUCUGGAGAAUUUAGUAGCAUUACAGAAGUCUUGUCUCGGAGGCUACUAUAACUUACCACAUGAUUUGAGGCCAUUGUUUCUCUAUCUGGGGCAUUUCCCGGAGGAUUCAGAGAUAGAAGCUGAGAAGUUAUAUCUUUUGUGGAUGGCUGAAGGCAUUAUACCAUUAGAACAUGGAGGAAAAACGGUGAUGGAAAUGACCAGCUCCAUUUUGGAUGAUUUGGUUGAUAGAAGCAUAGUCUUAGGUCAAGAUGAAGAGGGGCCAACAAUCAGGAAAUUUAAAUCUUACAGCCUCCACUACCUGAUGCGAAAUAUGUGCUUAUUUAAGGCAAAAGCGGAAAGCUUUUUUGAGGUUUUGGACCUUAGGCAUUCAAAUCUUCUAAACAACGAUUGCUUCUUGCCUUCUUCAACUCGUAAGAUACACAGACUCGCUAUGUAUCUCGACCAGUAUGAAGAUGUAUUUGACGAUGACCUUAAACCCACAAUAGCACAGGUUUUCCUGAACUCAGACAGCUACAACUCUCUGGUCUGCACAAGUUUACGGAGGUUGAAAAUUGAAGAAGCAGCAAUGGGCAAACUUACUUAUUUUACAAUUGAAAGAUGCAAGAGCCUAUGGAGGUUGACAAUUGAAGAAGCAGCAAUGCCCAAACUUACUUAUUUAACAUUUGAAAGAUGCAAGAGCCUUGAAGCACCCCUUAGCUUGGUUGACCUUAUAUGCCUCAAAGAAGUAAAGAUUUCAUCGAUGCCUAAAGAGUUCGAAGAUGGGCUUCGAGAAGUGCAAAAAGAGAGAGACGAAUAUGGGGACGACCUCUCCAUCAAGAUUUUUGACAACAACCACGAGGUAACUUCAUCCGCAAUUCGAUGA